Molecule: messenger RNA, 5820 nt
Organism: Corapipo altera (White-ruffed manakin)
Lineage: Eukaryota; Metazoa; Chordata; Aves; Passeriformes; Pipridae
Gene: PCDH15
Product: protocadherin related 15
Exons: 35
Coding region: 915-5258 (1447 amino acids)
Biological process (GO): inner ear development; sensory perception of sound; homophilic cell-cell adhesion
Cellular component (GO): stereocilium; plasma membrane; desmosome
Molecular function (GO): calcium ion binding
Source: RefSeq, a predicted model, not a curated record
AAAGAGGCAAACUCGGGGUUUGUACUCGGCUUGGGAAAGCUCUCUUCCAGAAGUGAGGGGGCCCAGAAGUGCCUGUCCCGUCCCAUCUCGGAGACGAGUAGAGCGGAUAGGGCGAAAAAGUGAACAUUUGCGUUUGAAACCAGCAGUGGUUUAGCUGCCGCUCACCUGUGAGGUGUCUUCCCCUUGCAUGGGUGAUGAAAGGCUGAAUCAACGUGGAGUUUGUUUGCUAAGAAAUGAAGGUAUAUGCUGCUUUAAGGUAACACCCGGAGGUUUGCCCCUUCAGGGCCUCGGAUGUUCCUGCAGCAGGUGCAAUUCGGCACAGGUUUAUGCGGGACGGUCCCGGGGAGGAGCAGGAGCCCGUGGCGAGGCUGACCCGCCGCGCACCCCGGACAGACAAACAGGUCCCGCGGUGCCGAGUACCCGCCUGAAACUUUGCACGCCGAAUCCUGACGGAUGGUAGCCGAGACACUGAUCCUCCCUGGGAAAAGGCCUACAGGUGGCAACUGGGGAGCAUGGGCUUCUCACCGACUGCAGCGCCACAAGUAACGUGCUGAGCAAUGUGGAGAGGGAGUAGAAGGGAUCUGCUCCGUGGAUAAUGCCUCUGGUGGUUCUGCACAGACGUAGAAUAAGGUCCAGCAGCAAGCAAGACUGAGGGAGCUGGAGAAGAAGGUUGCUCAGAGAAGAACAAGGGAUACAGUACAUUCAGCUGGGGGGUUUGUCGGGAGCCGCGUACGCCCAGGAUUGAAAGGAUGAUGGGAACGUAAUUCAGUGGAUACCUUUGGAGCAGCAGUCGCUCUCUGGGCUGACAGAAGGACCAGAAAAAAUGGCUCUCUCUGUGUGACGCUGCAGCAACUCUGUGGAGUAUGAAGAAGGCUCAGAAGUCCAUAUCUGCCUCGAGUGAAGUGUGACAGAAAAUGGUCCAGCAGCUUUGUCUCUGGCAAUGGCUCUCCGUGGGGACUGCACUCACUGCUGUCCUGGCAGCUGCUCUGGCCCAGAAUGAUGAAGACUGGCAAUAUGAGGAUUGCAAGUUGGCCAGAACAGGUCCUCCAGCCACAAUAGUUCCCAUUGACGAGGAGAGUCGGAACGGCACUAUCCUGGUUGACAACAUGCUGAUCAAAGGGACAGCAGGAGGGCCUGACCCCACCAUCGAGCUCUCCUUGAAGGACAACGUGGAUUACUGGGUGAUCCUGGAUCCCAUCAAACAGACCCUGUACCUGAACAGCACCGGCCGAGUCCUGGACAGGGAUCCCCCGGUGUCCAUCCAGUCCAUCGUGGUGCAGGUGCAGUGCGUGAACAAGAAGGUUGGCACCAUCAUCAACCACGAGGUGCGGAUCGUGGUGAGGGACCGCAACGACAACUCCCCUCAGUUCCAGCAGCAGCGCUACUACGUGGCCGUGAACGAGUUAACUCCAGUUGGAACCACCAUCUUCACAGGAUUUUCUGGAAACAAUGGUGCUACUGACAUUGAUGAUGGUCCCAAUGGCCAGAUAGAAUAUGUCAUCCAGUACAAUCCUAAUGACAAGGCUUCCAACAGGACCUUUGAUAUUCCUCUCACUUUGUCCGGAGCAGUAGUUCUACGGGAAAGACUAAAUUAUGAAGAAAAGACUCGUUAUUUUGUCAUUGUUCAAGCAAAUGACCGAGCCCAAAAUCUGAAUGAGAGAAGGACAAGUACAACCACCCUGACAGUGGAUGUGCUGGAUGGGGACGAUUUGGGACCAAUGUUUCUCCCCUGUGUCCUGGUGAACAACACCCGUGACUGCAGACCCCUCACCUACCAAGCCAGCCUGCCCGAACUCACUGAUCCUGCACGUGUGAAUCCCAUCAGUGUCACUCCACCCAUCCAAGCCAUAGAUCAGGACCGAAACAUCCAGCCUCCUUCCGACCGACCCGGCAUCCUCUAUUCCAUCCUAGUUGGUACCCCUGAGGAUUAUCCACAGUAUUUCCAUAUGAAUCUCACAACAGCUGAACUGACACUCCUCAAGCCAAUAAAUAGGGAUUUACACCAGAAGUUUGACUUGGUUAUUAAGGCUGAACAAGACAAUGGCCACCCCCUUCCUGCCUUUGCCAACCUGCACAUCGAGGUCCUCGAUGAGAACAACCAGAAGCCUUAUUUCACCAGAUCCACCUAUGAGGGCUUCAUCCUGGAAUCCUCCCCGGUGGGAACCACCAUCUCAGAUAACCAGAACCUCACUUCUCCACUGCAGGUCGUGGUGCUGGACAACGACGUGGAGGAGACCAAGGAUCCCCAGCUCCAUCUCUUCCUGAACGAUUACAACACGUUCUUCACUGUGACUCAGAGUGGCAUCACCCGCUACCUCACCCUGCUGCAGCCCCUGGACAGAGAAACCCAGCAGCUCUACACCUUCUCGAUGACAGCUUCUGAUGGAGUCCAGGAGAGUGUCCCAGUGACUGUCAAUAUCGUGGUGAUCGAUGCAAAUGAUAAUUCCCCCACCUUCUCCAACAUCUCUUACAAUGUCAAGAUUUAUACGGAUAUGAGGCCUGGGGAAGGUGUUAUAAAGCUCACAGCUGUAGAUGCGGACGAGGGACCCAAUGGCCAGAUAGUGUAUGAAAUUUUGGCUGGGGAUCAGGGAGACUUCAGCAUCAAUGAGCGAACAGGCCUUGUCACCAUCGCUCCAGGAGUGGAGCUGGCAGUGGGGCGAUCCUACGCUCUCACUGUCAAAGCCUCUGACAGUGCUCCUCCUGCACAGAGAAGGAGCUCCAUCACCACUGUUUACAUCGAGGUCCUGCCACCCAACAACCAGAGCCCUCCCCGCUUUCCCCAGCUGAUGUACAGCCUGGAAGUGAGUGAGGCCAUGAGGAUCGGAGCUGUUUUGUUAAACCUCCAGGCUUUUGAUAGGGAGGGUGACCCCAUAAGAUACCUCAUUCAGAAUGGAGAUCCUCAACAAGUUUUUAAUCUCUCUCAAAGUUCUGGGCUUCUGGCCCUGGGAAAACCCUUGGACAGGGAAAGCACCGACCGCUACAUCCUGAUUGUCACGGCCUCGGACGGCAGACCCGACGGGACCUCAACUGCUACUGUCAAUAUAGUGGUGACAGAUGUGAAUGACAACGGACCAGUUUUUGACAUGUUUCUACCCAAAAACCUCUCUGUGCAGGAAGAGGAAGCCAAUGCUUUUGUUGGUCAAGUUAGGGCUACAGAUGCAGAUGCUGGGGUCAAUGGGCAGGUCCAUUACAGCCUGGCAAACUUCAACAACCUGUUCAGGAUCACAUCCAAUGGCAGCAUUUACACAGCAGUGAAGCUCAACAGAGAAGUGAGGGACUACUACGAGCUCAUCGUUGAGGCCACAGACGGAGCCGCGGAUCCCCGUCGCUCCACGCUCACCUUGGCCAUCAAGGUGCUGGAUAUUGAUGACAACAGUCCUGUGUUUACCAACGCUUCCUACACCGUCUACGUGCCAGAAAAUCUACCCCCAGGCACUGUCUUCCUCAAGAUAGAGGCGAAGGAUGUUGAUCUGGGCUCGGACGUGAACUAUCGGAUCCGCACGGAGGAGGCACGACAGUAUUUUGCACUGAACAGGCACACGGGCGAGUUGUCCCUGCUGAAAUCCUUGGAUUAUGAGUCAUUCUCUGACGCAGAAGCCACCUUCACCUUCCUGGUGGAAGCCUUCGACAGCAAGGGCACGAUGCCUCCUGGGCUGGCCACCGUCACCGUGAGGGUCAUGGAUAUGAAUGAUUACUCACCAGUAUUCAGCCAGAAGCUCUACAGGGGGAUGGUUGCUCCCGAUGCCGUCAAGGGCACCGUUAUCACCACGGUUUCAGCUGAGGAUCAGGAUCCCCCGGGCACACCAGCGAGUCGGGUCCGGUACAAAGUGGAUGUUGUCCAAUUCCCUUACAGUGCCAGCAUUUUUGACGUGGAGGAAAACUCAGGACGUGUCGUGACCCGAGUGAACCUCAAUGAGGAGCCCAGCACAGUGUUCAAGCUGGUGGUCAUUGCAUAUGAUGAUGGGGACCCGGUGAAGUUCAACACCACAACGGUAGAAAUUACUGUGCUGCAGCCCUCGGUCAUCCCACGCUUCACACAGGAUGAAUACAGACCCCCCCCAGUGAGUGAAAAUGCCCCCAAAGGAACCGUGGUCGCCGUUGUCACCGCGGCCGCCCUGAACCAGACAGUCGUGUAUUCCAUUGUUUCAGGGAAUGAAGAGGAUGUGUUUGCCAUCAACAACAGGACGGGCGUGAUCUCCAUUAAGAAGGCUCUGGAUUAUGAAAGUGUGACGAGUUACGAGCUCCGGGUCCAGGCAGAUUCCUUGCAAGUGGUGAGAUCCAACCUGCGCGUCCCUUCCAAGAGUAACACAGCCAAGGUGUUUAUUGAGGUGAAGGAUGAAAAUGACCACGUGCCUGUGUUCACCAAAAAAACAUACAUUGGAGGGGUGUCUGAAGAUGCCAAAAUGUUUUCUUCUGUGCUUAAAGUUAAGGCUGAUGAUAAAGACACUGGGAAUUACAGUGCCAUGCAGUACAGACUCAUCAUUCCCCCCAUCAAGGAUGGCAAAGAAGGUUUUGUGAUUGAAGCUUACACAGGGCUGAUCAAAACUGCAAUGCUCUUCAAAAACAUGAGGAGAUCCUAUUUCAAGUUCCAGGUCAUUGCCACUGACAAUUAUGGAAAAGGACUGAGCAGCAAAGCAGAAGUGCUUGUCUCUGUGGUCAAUCAGUUGGAUAUGCAGGUCAUCGUCUCCAACGUUCCUCCCACCCUCGUGGAGCAAAACAAAGAUCAACUCAUAGGGAUUUUGGAACGCUACAUCCAGGACCAGAUUCCCGGGGCGACGGUGGUGGUGGAGUCCAUCGGGGCCCGGAGGUUUGGGGACGGGUACUCCGAAGAGGAUUACACCAAGUCCGACCUCAUGGUCUACGCCAUCGACCCGCAGACCAACAGGGCCAUCAUGAGGAACGAACUGUUUAAGUUCCUGGAUGGCAAACUGCUGGACAUCAACAAGGAGUUCCAGCCCUACCUGGGGCAGGGCGGGCGAAUCCUGGAGAUCCGCACGCCGGACGUGGUGGCCAACGUGAAGAAGCAGGCGCAGGCCAUGGGCUACACGGAGGGAGCGCUGCUGGCCCUGGCUGUGAUCAUCAUCCUGUGCUGCCUGCCGGCCAUCCUCAUCGUCAUGGUCAGCUACAGGCAUUUCUCCAAAACCUUUGAGUCAAUGGAAAAAGACCUUUUAAAAGAGUUUGGAAGAGUUUGGUGCAUUCCCAAGCUUCCCUGCUUAUCCCAAAAAUCUGUAGAAAAUUCGAGUUCAACCUCCAAUUAGUUGGUUGCUGUUACCUGAACUGCCUGUUUCUUGAAGAAAUCGAAGAGCACUAUUUUUCCCUGGCAUCUGUUAGAUUAUCAAAACACCAUCCAUCUCUUUUAAGAGCUUUAAGGAAUCUGCCCAACUUCAUUUCAUCAAACAAAAUCCCAUUUUUGCUGUCUGGAAGUGAGACUUGGAGCCAAAUUUAUAGCAGCCCAGUGUGAAUAAAACUGUAUUUUUAUGAGAAAUGCAUCACUGAAGAGUGCCAAAGAAAAUAAAAGGAAUUUUAGUGUUAAUAGAGGCACCAAAACUGUCCUGAGCCUUCUGGUUUGUUUUUCCAUUACAGCCUUUUUUUCUCCUUUUCAAAAGGAGUUUCAGGAUUUUUCCUGAAAUAUUUCUCUUGUAAUAAAGCUGAAAAUUAUGCCUUUGAAAUACAGAAUCCAGUACAACCCUGCAAGGUACUUCUAAAUAAUAGAUUAUUUACUAACACUGAUCACAAAUGAAUGGUAUCUUCUAAAUAAUAAUAAAUAAUACUCCCUCACUAUUGGAAAUGUUUUCUAGACCAUUCUUGAAAUGUGUUAAA